AUGGAUCCCGCUUCUUCCAGAAACCAGCGCAACCGAAUCGUCUCUUCUGGGGAGAGACCCGUGAUGGCCGAUAAUGGCGUCCAGCAGCUUUCUCUCGAUGACGAAAGAAAUGUUUCUUCUUCCGUUGGUCCUUCUCCUAAUCCAACCCCGUAUUACAACGUUCUUCAAACCCCUACGAAUCUCUAUCCUUACGAUUGGGAUGUUGCACAUCCUGGUUAUGCACAAAGCAUCACUGGCUGGGAUGGAUAUUCAGGAUAUGCUACUACCCCUGAAGGCCUGCAUGUGCCACAGGUUGUCUACAAUGAAAAUUCAUCUUUUAUGUACCACCCUGGUUAUAGCUACAACCCUUAUCAAUCUAUGAUGUUGGAGGGCCAAAUUCCAGUCUCCACAGCUUAUUACCCACAGUUUGGUACACCUUCACCUAUGCAUUUUACUCCCUCGGAGAUUGGUGGUGACCCAACUUCUGCUUAUAUGAUUCCUUUUGGGGGAUAUGGCAACUUUUCCGGGAAUCAAGUGGGCAACUCUCUGACUUCCCCUGUACCUUAUCCUCAAACGAUGGGUAUACUUGGGCCAUACGACCAUAAUGCUUCACAGUUACCGUUGCAUGAGAGUGGGGUGGCUUCAAGCUCUUCCUUGGGAGGGUAUUAUCAUGUAGGAUCUUACCAGAGUCCAAACUCUAUGGCCUCAUACUAUGGAGGAGCUGAUAAUAAUCAAGUCAGAUUAACACCUGACAUAGGUAAACGGCGAGAGAGGGAGUUCAGUUCUGUAUCUACAACCACUGAUCUGUAUGGCAACCGAGGACCAAGGGCAUCCAGCAGGGUGAAGAGCAAGAACAGCUCCGGAGUUUGUUCUUCUUCUGGUGAUUCAGCAAACGAUUCGAGCACAUCUGGACCAAAUCCUCCCAGUUUGUACAACCUUCCAGAAUUCGUGACGGAUUAUAAGAAUGCCAAGUUCUUUAUCGUCAAGUCAUUUAGUGAAGACAAUGUCCACAGAAGUAUCAAGUACAAUGUCUGGGCCAGCACGCCACAUGGCAACAAGAAGUUAGAUACUGCUUAUCGGGAUGCUGAGAAGUUGGGCGGCAAAUGUCCAAUCUUUCUGUUCUUUUCGGUAAAUGCUAGUGGACAAUUCUGUGGGGUGUCAGAAAUGGUCGGACCUGUAGAUUUUGAAAAGGAUGCUGCGCACUGGCAGCAGGACAGAUGGAGUGGGCAGUUCCCAGUGAAAUGGCAUAUUGUGAAAGAUGUACCGAAUAACCGAUUUAGUCAUAUUCUUUUGCAAAACAAUGACAACAAGCCGGUGACACACAGCCGGGACUCUCAGGAGGUGAAGCUGCGUCAGGGGAUUGAGAUGCUCAGAAUUUUCAAAGACUACGAGGCACACACAUCGAUCCUUGAUGAUUUUGGCUACUAUGAUGAGAGAGAGUGGCAAAAAACGGUGGGGGAAGAUGGAGGGAAGAGAGAAGACAAGGAAGCAGAGACCUCUGUGGAGCAGUUAUCAGAGCGUCUUGAAGGUGUGACAGUAGAAGAUGGAAAGGAGGUGGAAAGAGAAGACUUAGCAAUAGCUUGA
Microthlaspi erraticum is the source of this 1563-nucleotide messenger RNA. Lineage: Eukaryota; Viridiplantae; Streptophyta; Magnoliopsida; Brassicales; Brassicaceae. The record is from the annotation of a GenBank genome assembly.